UCGGGUUCCCCUUUUGCUUGUUCUUUUGCGCAGGGGGAGCGGGCGCCCGCAAGGCGCGGCCACCGGCGGCGCGCAGAGGAGUGCUGCGCGUGGCGGCGCCAGGCUUGGCCGCAGCCCAGCCAGCGGCAGCUCGCACGGCGCACGGCGGCGUCCGUGGGCCCCUCGGCCAGGGGCGGAGGCGCUAGGCGCUCUGCAGCAGGCGGUGCUUCCCAGGGGCGGGAGCAGUUCGUGCGGAGCACGUCCGCCCAGGCCAGCAGGGAGGCAAGAGCCGCGCGGGGGACCUGCUGCAGGCGGACCCAACCAGCAGCAAGCACUGCACACAAGGCCGGACGCGAGCAGUCAUCCCAGGAGAGGCAGCGCUCCUCCAGGCCAGAUCGAGCAGGCCGCUGCCCACACACCUGUGCACGCUAGCAGCACAAGGCCACGUCGGGCAAGCAGCACAAAGGGACGCACGAAGCAGACCAAGCAGCACUGUGCAUGCUCGGCAUCUCAACGACAGCAACCAAGCGCUGCUCCACCCCCGCCCCUCUCCACCUGCCGCUUGCCGCUCCUCUCCAGUCUGUUCGCCGCCAGGGAGCAGUGUCGCUGUCCUUUCCAUCCGGCCGCGGGAAGCAGCUCAGCCUGUGGAAAGAGCGUUGGAAAGAUGUUGGCAACUAAAAGGGGUGGUGAUAGUCUUACAAGAAGCUCAGAUGACAGUAAAAGAACCAGGUCAUUGGUUUCAGGUGACUCAAAUUGGUACCCUGAUGAAGGUAUCUGGAGUGGCCUGGGUAAAGAAGGUGUUUUGAGAUUGUCCAAAAGUGUUGUCUCGCUUGCUUUGUCAGAUGGGGAUACAGUGCUAUUUUCGUGCUCUGGCAUAGCUAUAAAAUUCAUGAUGAAUGCUACAAGGUUUCUGACUUCAGCAAGUUUGGUUCGAGCUUUCGAGAGUUAUAAAGACAAAAACCAUAAUAACCUUAAGAUUGAAGUGCGCCAUGAAGGAAAAGUCGCCACUGGAUUUCUGAAGGAAUCUGAUUUGGACCUUGAGAUUGCUAUUGUCCACAUCGAUUCCUCCUUUGAUGUUCGUCCCGUAUUUCUCUAUCAUUGGAAUCAAUUUAUGCCCUAUUGCGAUGUAGUAUCAUUAGGGCGUGACACAUCAGGCAAAUUAAUGGCCAUAACUGGGAAGCUUACUCGUGACCGGAGUGGAUCUAAUGAAAGUGAAUAUCUUAUGUUCUCUUCUUGUAAAUUAUCUGAGGUUUGGGAAGGUGGCCCUCUUUUUAGUUAUGAUGGGGAGUUUGUUGGCAUGAACCUUGUUCCAAGUAUGAAAAAAUCAUUUUUCUUGCCCACGAGUUUGAUUAUUGAACGGCUGCAGCAUUUCUGGACAUCUCUGGAAAGGAAUGCAUUUCUGACACGGGUAAAAGAGUUAAAGAAAUUGAGGGUUGGAGAACUGACAGAUGAUACACAGGACUCACAAUCUGAAGGUGCUCCGAACAAGGAUCAUCUAGAAGUGGUGGGCUAUCCCAAGCCAACUGGCACUGGCAGUGGAAUGAAAUUGGUUUAUACUUUCGAAGAGCCUUUUGGUGAUGUUUACCAAGAUGGUAUCUGGAAGAAACUUGGUAAAAGAUUUUGUCGGAAGAUAUGUCGAAGUGUUGUCUCCCUUGCUUCAUUUACUGGAGAUACAAGGUAUUUUGCAUGUUCUGGAAUUUUUAUUGACUGGGAUGGUAAAUGCCGAGACAAUGAAUGCCAGAUUAUUCUGACUUCGGCGAGCUUAGUUAGAAAUCCUGAUUAUCCCUAUGAUGGAGACAAGAUUGUUGAAGGAUUGAGUAUUGAAGUGCGUCUUCCGAGCAACAGACGAAGAGAAGGGAUGUUAAUACAUUACAAUUUGCAAUAUAAUGUUGCUUUAGUCAGUGUCCAAGAAUUCUGUGCUGUCCCUCUAGCCAUUUCUAAACACGGGUCACUAAUUUGUUCUUCUAAGUUAGUAGCUGCUGUUGGGCGUUGCUUCAAAUCAAAUGAUUUGAUGGCUUCAAGUGGGCAACUGGUUCCCUCCUGGUCGGGUCAAUUUGAUUGCAAAAAGCUUCAUUACUCUACAUGUCGUAUCACUAAGGCCGGGAUUGGAGGGCCCCUUGUUGAUUAUGAUGGGAAUUUUAUUGGCAUGAACUUUUAUGAUCCAAAAAUGGGCACCCCGUUUCUGUUUUGUGAUGAUAUUGUUGAUAUCCUGGAUUGUUUUAAGAAAAGGACUGGUGCUGAAAUUGACAGUUUCCGUGUUGAUGGAGAUGACACUGUUUUUGUGAACAGCUGGCCAGUGCCUCCUCCAUAUUGGAGGUGUCCAGGUGAUCCAGAUGGUUUUAGCGAAUAUGAGCGUAAAGUCCUAGCCAGCGGCCGCAAGUUUAACUACUAUGAUGGGCGGGUUUGCAAGUAGUACCCUGCCGAACUGCUGUCUCGUGUCUUAGCUGGUGAAACUUGUUUGAGUUGGCUUUCAUAAUUAUGUUUGAACCUAUGUUUGUUGUUUCUUUUUGUAAGACUGAACAAUCUAUUACUAUUUAUUGUUCCUGGAGUCUACAGAGUUUGUAAGCUUGUAAGGACUUGGUUGGUGUACACUUAGUGUUUAUUUGUUGGUUGGUGUCUGCUUGUUAUCGAGUGAAAAUGAGCUGUCGUGGCCUUUACUGCAACAAGCAUGAUGUGUAUCUGAACCGUAGCAAUGAGACGAUCCGUUGCUGUA
This is a messenger RNA of Panicum virgatum (switchgrass), 2692 nucleotides long. RefSeq lists its product as uncharacterized. The record is from RefSeq and is a predicted model, not a curated record. NCBI's taxonomy places the organism in Eukaryota, Viridiplantae, Streptophyta, Magnoliopsida, Poales, Poaceae. The transcript has 15 exons. The coding region runs from base 644 to 2392 and encodes 582 amino acids.